CCAAAUUUCACGCAGCUGACCUGUUCACAUGUGAUUUUGACACCUGUCGUGUGCUUAGGUAACCUGUUAACGGGUCAGAUAACGAUUCAGGGAAAAUUGACUGAGACCUUCUCUCGUCACUCACCACCCUUCUCCAUAUCAGUCCUGCGUGCCACAUCACGGCGCAAAGCAGGUCACCAUAUCUUCCUCUAAUCAUGCAGCGCUGUCCGCGCCUUUCUCUUCACUGGACUCGAUAGCCUUCUUUAACUCAUUUCCUUUCACGAUUCGCGCUUCUAGGAAAGAUAAACAUCUCCACUCUACGAAAUUCUGGCUUCUUCAAGUUCCUGAUAUUGCGGGCUUAUUUACUGGCGUUGUCCGGAGACCUCUUCUGCCUCCGUUCAAGAUGUCACCUUCUUCGAAUUCGAUUCCGGCGACUCCGAGAGUCAUCAGCCCUUCACCAACACCCUCAGAGUCGCGAGAUUCCGCGGAUGGCUACUUUGGCCCUAUGACUAGAUCUGCGAGGAAGAAACAAGCGGCAGCUUCUCAGGUUCCGAUCAAUGAGGAGAUCGACGAGGACGACGAGGUCAAUGCAGAGCUUAGGAGGGCGAGAUCCAAAAGUCGAAGUCCCAUGAGAGUACGGAGAAUGUCUGGUCUCACCGCUGUCACCAAAGCGCCAACCAAGACGGACUCGAUUUUACCCUCGAAACCGGUGCAGAAUGGGAAGGCUACAAAUGGCCAUCUCUCGCCUGACAGCGCAAGUGGUUCAGGUUGGAGUUGGAGGGACAUCAGUCGAAGCCCCAGUCCCCUGGGCCUCAUCCCAAUUCACAGACAUUUCAGAGUCUUUGUGCACAAACACGAGGUACCCAGGAAGCUCUUACAUGUGUCUAUUGGAUUUUUCACUACCUGGCUAUACGUCUCCGGCGCUCAGACUACUACCAUCGCUCCGUACUUGAUGUCAGCCUUGGCCCCAAUUACUGCUGUGGACUUUGCACGACACAGAUAUGCAUCUUUCAACCGAUUGUAUGUUCGUGUGCUUGGGGCGCUUAUGCGGGAAACCGAGUAUGCUGGGUGGAAUGGGGUCAUCUGGUAUCUACUCGGUGUGUGGAUCGUCUUAUCGUUUUUCCCAAAGGACGUCGCUAUAAUGGGAGUGCUACUUCUCAGCUGGUGCGAUACAGCUGCUAGCACGUUUGGACGAGCUUAUGGACGCUAUACACCACGUAUCAGAAAAGGAAAGUCGUUGGCAGGGUCACUCGGGGCAUUUGUAGUGGGAGUCCUCACAGCAGUCUUCUUUUGGGGUUGGCUUGCACCGCGAACAAGUCCGUAUGCGGAUGAUAUCAAUUUUCCAUUCAUGUUCACAGGGACUUUAUCGUUGCCCGCCCCUCUUCGAGACUUGAUCGGAAUUACUAAGGCUCAGGGAAGCAUCAGUGGAGGAUUGGCUCUGGGAAUCAUGUCACUCUGGACUGGGUUUGCGGCGUCUGCGAGCGAGUUGGUUGAUUUAUUCGGAUGGGAUGACAACUUGACGAUACCGGUACUCAGUGGCAUGGGGAUGUGGGGAUUCUUAAAGAUCUUUGGUUAG
Messenger RNA from Mollisia scopiformis, 1555 nucleotides. RefSeq names its product cytidylyltransferase. The coding region runs from base 383 to 1555 and encodes 390 amino acids. Gene Ontology annotation, biological process: phosphatidic acid biosynthetic process. Gene Ontology annotation, cellular component: endoplasmic reticulum membrane. The transcript has a single exon. NCBI's taxonomy places the organism in Eukaryota, Fungi, Ascomycota, Leotiomycetes, Helotiales, Mollisiaceae. The record is from RefSeq and is a predicted model, not a curated record. Gene Ontology annotation, molecular function: ATP-dependent diacylglycerol kinase activity.